Linum tenue is the source of this 2597-nucleotide messenger RNA. NCBI's taxonomy places the organism in Eukaryota, Viridiplantae, Streptophyta, Magnoliopsida, Malpighiales, Linaceae. The record is from the annotation of a GenBank genome assembly.
GCUAUCCCAUCACACGAUUUCCUCCUCGACGACUAUAUAACUCUAUCACUCACUUCCCUAGUUCCCCUGCCGGUCGAUUUCGCGGGGCUACAUUCAUCUACUCUUCCGAGGGGUGGCUACGGUCUCCCACGGCGAAACCAAUCUUACAUACACAUCUCUGCUAACUAAAAGUCUAUUUCUUUCGUCGGGGUCACCAGUCGAUUGAACUCCGUUGCCGCCGGCUCAACCGACGCCUCUUGGUUCCUCUUCGACAGAUUAUACGAUGAAUAUUUCUUCUUCUACAACCUUUUCUUCGCUGACUUCACAGGCGCUGCCACUUUCUACCACUCCUCCUUCUUCUUCUUCUUUGUCUGACUUGGUACCUGGAAAUCCCUGGGCUAACGAAUCAAUGUCUUUUCCACCUAGCUCUAUUGACCCUGUGGUGUCAUCCAUAGUUCAUCAGAGCCCCGCCGCCACUGCCGCCGCUGCCCUGUCGCCUCCUGGAACUAUAACUACUCAGCAAGCAUAUCCUGGGUUUCCCUCUUUCCAAUCUCCUCCUAUGGCUGCUGCCGCAGCGGCUCCUCCGCAACCAGGUAUUUGGUUGCAGCCAAUGCAGCAACAAGUUCCUGGCAUGAUGCGGCCACAGCCACCGUUUCUGUCGUAUGCUCUGCCUGCCGUUAUGCACACUGGUCAUUUUCCUUUGACAGGACCUGGAAACCCUAACUUAAACCCCUGCCCUUUUCCUGGCGUUUUACCAGUACAAAGUAUGGGUGUGAAUCCUCAUAUGGUUCCUCCUCCUGCAACUCCACCGACGGCUUCAGGCCAGCAGUUUGUGCGGCCUGAAGGGAUCCAGACGGGAUUAACUCCUCUAGAAAUUGAGAGCAAGAGCCAUUCCCUUGACCCUGAGGUCAAGGGCAAUGCUACUGGUAAUGAAACAUCAGAUGUUUGGACUGCCCACAAGACUGACACCGGAAUUAUGUACUAUUACAAUGCUUUGUCAAGAUUAUCCACUUACGAAAAAUCUCCUGGUUUUAAAUCGGAGCCAGAGCGAGUUGUGGGUCAGCCACUUCCGGUAUCAAUGGAGAAUUUAGCUGGAAUACAUUGGGCCUUGGUCACCAGAAAUGAUGGAAAGAAGUAUUACUACAACAACAUAACAAAGGUAAGCAGUUGGCAGGUCCCAAACGAGGUGAUUGAAUUGAGAAAGAAGCAUGAUGAUGUCUUAAAUGAACAUGCAAUGUCAGCCCCGCAGGCUAAUGUCUCCACUGAUACAGGAUCUACUAGAGUCAGUUUAAGUACUCCGGCAAUUAACACUGAUGGUCGUGAUGCCAUAGCUUUGAGAGCCCCAACUGCCUCAGCCACAUCAUCUGCACUGGAUCUGAUAAAAAAGAAGCUGCAAGACUCGGGAUCUCCGGUAACUUCAUCCCUUGCUCCAGUUUCAUCAGCAGUAACAACAUCUGAAUCUAAUGGUUCAAAAGCUGUUGAAGCUGCUACAGCUAAGGGCAUUCUGAGUGGAAGUAGCAAAGAGAAACUUAAAGAUAUGAACGAGGAUGAUAACAUGUCAGAUUCGUCCUCAGAUUCAGAGGAAGACAAUGGGCCAACAAAGGAGGAGUGCAUUGUAUAAUUUAAGGCAUGUGGUUUUCUUUUCUCAUAUGGAUUCAGCGAUAUAUAGGGAAUCAGGAAAACAGAACUGUAUGUCCCUAAUUUUGCAAGCUUUGGUUACUGACGCAGCAAUAGAAGUUAUAAUAUACUUUUACCUUUUUGUAAUGGACAUGAGAUGCUCAAGGAAAGAGGGGUGGCACCAUUCUCAAAAUGGGAGAAGGAGCUGCCAAAGAUUGUGUUUGAUCCACGUUUUAAGUUGUAGCGUUCGUUUCCAGGCUAUACCAAGUCAUUCUGGUCGGAGGUCCUUGUUUGAUUACUAUGUGAAAACACGCGCCGAGGAGGAGCGCAAGGAGAAACGUGCUGCUCAGAAGGCUGCAGUAGAGGGAUUUAAGCAGUUACUAGAAGAAGCAUCAAAGGACAUUGAUAAGUAUACUGACUAUCAAACUUUCCGAAAGAAGUGGGGCAAUGACCCAAGGUUUGAAGCCCUAGACCGCAAAGACAGAGAGCAUUUGUUGAAUGAAAGGAUUCUUAGCUUGAGGAAGGCAGCAAGAGAAAAAGCUCAGGCUGAGCUUUCGGCAGUUGCUGUUGUUUUCAAGUCUAUGCUCCGAGAAAGAGGAGAUAUAACCGUGCAUUCACGUUGGUCCAGGGUUAAGGACAGUUUAAGGGAUGAUCUUAGGUACACAAGUACAAAGCAUGAGGAUCGGGAGGCUUUAUUCAAUGAGUAUUUAUCUGACCUAAAAGCAGCAGAUAAGGAAGCUGAGCGUGGAAUAAAAUCCAAGAGGGAAGAGCAGGUAAUAGUGAUAAGCUCAUCCACAACCUUGUCCCAAUUUCUGUGUCUUAGAGAGAGGCUGAAAGAAAGGGAGCGGGAGUUGCGAAAACGAAAAGAAAGAGAGGAACUAAAAAUGGAGAGGGUGCGACAAAAAGUUAGGAGGAAGGAAGCAACAUCGUCUUUUCAGGCUUUGCUUGUGGAAACAAUCAAGGACCCACAGGUAUAUUUGAUCGCAAUGGUGGCUGUAUGA